Molecule: messenger RNA, 1881 nt
Organism: Gasterosteus aculeatus aculeatus (three-spined stickleback)
Lineage: Eukaryota; Metazoa; Chordata; Actinopteri; Perciformes; Gasterosteidae
Source: RefSeq, a predicted model, not a curated record
CCUUAGCUGUUGGAUUACCUAUGAAAUGUCCUAUAGAGAAAGGUCAGGAAGCACCAUAUCAAUUUCUGACUUCGUGUACAACGUGUGAUCGGCUUUCUUCCAUAAAAGCUCAUGUAACAAUAUCAGUUGCUACCUGCCAUGUUUGAAAAAUGACAAUGAACUAUUGCAAGCUAAAAAUUAAUCCCUCUUAUAUAACAUAUUAUCAAACCACGGAAGUGGAUCGCAGAGAUUAAAAACCCCUUUGCCAAAAUGCAGCAGCUCACAUAUCACAGAGACAACAUGCCGAAAAGUGUUAUGCUGACUUGUGAAGGGAACACAUGGGAUUAAAUCAUGUCAUGUGAUCAAAAGCAUGAUGUAAAAUAGUUUUGGAAAAAAAUCAAAUGAAAAGAACAAGAUACGACGAGAAUAAACUCUUGUGUUGCUUUAUUGCAGGUUCUCAUGAGGGAGGACUAACGUUCCCCUGAACAGGGACCACAGAGGCAGAACGAUGGUUAAAAGCGUCAUGGUAGCCUAUGCCCUGUGGGCAGUAGGUGGGCCUGUGGGCCUUCAUCAUUUAUAUUUAGGACGAGACAGUCAUGCUCUGUUAUGGAUGCUAACUCUGGGAGGAUUUGGGUUUGGCUGGGUCAGAGAGGCCAUACGUAUUCCCGCAUAUGUUGUUGAGGCCAAUCGAGAGGCAGAGAGGGAGAGGAGAACGACACCAACCACGGUGCCUCCACCUAUAGGUCCUGUCCGCUUUGUUGGACAGGUGAGUGUUGGGAUCUACUUUGGCACGGUGGCUCUGAUUGGACUGAACUCCCUGAGGUUCUUCUACUUGAUCGUCCUGCCUUUAUGUGUGGGUGCAGGCGUGCAUCUGGUCUCCUCCAUUGGCCAGCAGACUUCGGAUCUACAAAAAACGUUGACUGCUUGCCUCAUAACCUCGCCAAUAUUCUAUGGCAGCAGCUUAUCGCCUCUGCCUAUAAGCCUGGCUGCCAGUGUCACCGCUGCACAGAACCGCAGGGCCAAAAUUCCACGGACAGAUGGGAGCACACCGGAACUAGGUCCGCGGCUUUACAGGCUUGGUCUCGCGUGGCUGGCCUUCUCCGCUCCACUGGGCUACUGUAUUUUCCAUAACACCACUGCCACGCUGUACUACCUGUCUGACUGUGUGUCAGCACUGCUGGAUAUUUUCUGGUUCCUGCCUUGGCUCAAAAACGUCUUUGAGUAUAUUCUUCUAAUGCCCUAUCGGCUGUUGUGUGUUCUUACUGGAGGGGGUUACUAUGAAGACGCUUGGAGAAAGGUGCUGGAAAUACUGCUCAAAGAGUACACUGCGAAAGAGAAAGAGGCACUGAAGGUACUUUCAUUGGACGCGGAGGCGUCCCUCGAAGACAUAACUCGCACCUAUAGAGGGCUGGCCAAGACAUGGCAUCCAGACCACAACCCCAGCAAGGAAGCUGAGGCCAUGUUCAUGAAGAUCCACGAGGCGUACGUGGUCCUCCUACAACGGCACAAACCUCAUCGCUCCACAUAGCAGCGCCUUAAUUCAACACCGACUGGCCUGAGCUGCGGAGGAAAAGUGACACGCUGAUUUAUUUUUAUUUUUGUUUUUUGUUGUGCAAGGGAAAAUAAAUCGAGCGCUCGGGCAGCAUCGGUUACUUGGCAGAGGUGGUCACAGAGAGCAUUUUGCUGUCAUCUUGUGGUGCUACAGGUGUAUUAUAACCCCCAACUAUUUGAUCACAACAUUUCUGUUUAUGUUUUAUUUGCUUGCUUGCUUUUAAACGCUAAGCUGACAACACAAAGUAAAUAUUCUAUUACUUCUCAGCACAAACACAUAAAUAAUAUACAGUAUUACAGAAUGUAAUGAUUGUGCAAUAAAGUGUGUGACAGAGACACGUUGUGAAAAUA